UUGCAGAACCUGAAAGAAAUUCUUGAGCUUGCUGGAUCGUCCCUUGAGAAGGUUGUCAAGUACAAUGUAUACCUCGCCGACAUGAAGGACUUCGCUUCAAUGAACAAGGUAUACAUAGAUUUCUUGCCGAAGCCGAUGCCAUCGCGAACGUGUUUGCAGGCACUUCCUCCUGGUGAUGGUACCGUCAUUGAAAUUGAAUGCAUUGCACAGGCAUGA
Messenger RNA from Capronia coronata CBS 617.96, 216 nucleotides. Its product is annotated as TdcF protein. The record is from RefSeq and is a predicted model, not a curated record. The transcript has a single exon. Gene Ontology annotation, molecular function: deaminase activity. NCBI's taxonomy places the organism in Eukaryota, Fungi, Ascomycota, Eurotiomycetes, Chaetothyriales, Herpotrichiellaceae. Gene Ontology annotation, cellular component: mitochondrion; cytosol.